AUGGUAGCCGCCCCGCCGAGACCGGCGAACACCUGGGCGAUACCUGCACCCGCGUACAACACCGCCGAUGACUCGGAUCUGCCGGUCUACUCGGCGCAACUGGUUUCAGCCACCCUCCAGGAAGUGCCGCCAUGCGAUCAAAAAGCUUGCCUGAACUCUCGAACAGGACGGCGGGCGAUGUCGUCGGCAAACGGAUGCGAUCCCGGCGCGUCGACGAUGAUCUUCGUCAAUCGCAGUGCCAGCGGGGGACAGUCAGAAUACGGUCCAAUCACCUCGAACAAACCAGGGCCCGCUCAUGGCGCCUGCUCGCGCGUCGAGGUUCCUGGCACCGAGAGCACUUGCUUCGCGAUCGAGACUCCGACGAGCUUCGGCAGCCGA
Messenger RNA from Mesorhabditis spiculigera, 378 nucleotides. The record is from the annotation of a GenBank genome assembly. Lineage: Eukaryota; Metazoa; Nematoda; Chromadorea; Rhabditida; Rhabditidae.